This is a messenger RNA of Anoplophora glabripennis (Asian longhorned beetle), 1759 nucleotides long. RefSeq names its product probable serine hydrolase. The record is from RefSeq and is a predicted model, not a curated record. NCBI's taxonomy places the organism in Eukaryota, Metazoa, Arthropoda, Insecta, Coleoptera, Cerambycidae. The transcript has 3 exons. The coding region runs from base 307 to 1251 and encodes 314 amino acids.
ACUAGGCUCUUAGUUGUCAGUUGUCAAUUCUAUCGCAUAAUUCGCAUCAACAUCAAACUGUCAAUGUCAAAUCAUGGCAACAAAAUAAAUUGUAUUUACAUAAUGAAUGAACAGUUUUGUGAAUAGCAAAACCAGCAAAACUAUUAAUCGGAUUACAAUCAAGUAUUAUCAGUAGUAAUUAUUGUUUACCGAGACUAUGCGUGAAUAACCCAGGGACAUUUAAUAGUUUAGUGAAUUUUGUGAUAUUGAUUUGUAUGUUCAGUAUAAAAUAAAACGAAUAGAAAGUAAAUUUGGUUGUAUUAAAAUAUGACCGGACAAACUGUGAACGGUUAUGCCGAAAGUGCAAAAGAUUCAGAAGGGUCUGAUGAUUUCCAAGAGGUUCAAAUUCCUGUACCUUGGGGUCAUAUUACAGGAAAAUGGUGGGGUUCAAGAGAUGUGCAACCAAUUCUAGCAAUUCAUGGUUGGCAAGAUAACAGCGGUACAUUUGAUAAACUAGCUCCAAUUCUUAGAGAGAAAGGACUGUCUCUAUAUUGUAUAGAUUUACCGGGACACGGAUUUUCUUCGCAUUUACCGCCAGGGCAGAGUUAUUACGUUUUUUGGGAUGGUGUUCAUAUCCUACGAAGGAUUGUGAAUCACUUUGGUUGGAAUGACAUUAACAUAAUCGGACAUUCGUUAGGAGGAGCGAUAGCAUUUUUAUAUGCUGCAGUUUAUCCAGACUGUGUAAAAAAGUAUGUUAGUAUCGAUAUAGCAAGUCCCAGUAUAAGAAACAUAAAAAAAAUGUGUGACAUCUUAGGACCCAGUGUUGACAAAUUUUUGUCUUAUGAAACUAAACCUGUGGAGCACAUGCCGUGUUAUGAAUAUGGCGAAAUGCUUGAUUUAGUUUGUGAUGCCUACAAGGGUUCUGUUACUAGAGAAGGCUGUGAAGUUCUGCUUAAACGUGGAAUGAAACCAGCCACACAUAAAAAGGGAUACCUAUUUACUCGAGAUCCGAGACUUAAAACUGCUGCGUUAGGGUUUAUGACAAUCGACCAGGUAAUGGAGUUGGCGUCUAGAAUUACAUGUGAAGUUUUGAAUAUUAGAGCAUCCUCUGGAUUAAAACACGAUAAUCCACACCACUAUGACAUGGUUUUAGAUACCAUCGAGAAACAAGCGAAAAAAAUGGAAAGGCACGUAAUUGAUGGAACUCACCAUUUACAUUUAAACGAUGCUGAAAGUAUCGCUCCUUACGUUUACAGCUUCCUUGCAUCAUAAUAUUUAUUUGCUUUUUAGGUAAUUAGAUACAAUUAGAAAAAAAGUGUUACUUGAUAACAGGGCUAGGAAAUUAGUUAAAUUGUGAUAAUCGUUAUUUAUUGUUUAAUUAAUUUAUUAUGUCAUUAUUUAUUUAUUGACAAUAUAUAAUUCACUAAGAAAUGUUUGAUUAGGUUUACUGUAUUCCAAAGAUUGUUUUGAAAAACAAAACUUAGUUAAUAACAUUUUCCAGUAGGUGUCACAGAUUGUACAGGAAAAAAUUCUACAGCACAAUAAUAAAAAAGAUAAAUAAAAAGGUUGUUCAUAUCAAGAGAAUAGAGAUAUUAUUAGUAAUGAAAAAGUUCAAAAGUGAAAUUUAUUGUUUAUUUUGCUUAUCUUAUCUAAGGUAGGUACAUUGCUCAGACUUUAUGAAUUAUAUUUGACAAUACCGUUUUUCACGAGUCAUUUAUAUUUUAUAUAUUAUUUAAUUUUAUAAUAUAUAUUUUUAAAUUGUAAUUACUUAUAAACGAAA